Gongylonema pulchrum is the source of this 335-nucleotide messenger RNA. NCBI's taxonomy places the organism in Eukaryota, Metazoa, Nematoda, Chromadorea, Rhabditida, Gongylonematidae. The record is from the annotation of a GenBank genome assembly.
AUGAAAUUUUGGAGCAUUUUGUGUCAGCAAAGCAGCUUGAAGAGACGGAAGUUGAUGAUGUGCGCGACGUAUUAUCCAAAAGACAUACGCAUCAGUAUGAACAGGCACGAGGAGCAGGAAACGGUAAUGGGGCAUCGCAAGGCGGUUUCCUGAAUGCUGUCCGUUCAAUAUCCGAUAUCGGACGAACAUUCUCGCAUGGACGAAAUCUGACAAAAGCUGCCGAAGAACAACCGAUUAACGAAGGUGCUGAAACAUCGCCAAAAACACCCACUCUUAAAUUACCUGAAGUUAGUUAUUUCAUCCAAAAAUUUUGCACUUUUUGUCGAUUUGCAUAA